AUGCCUCACAAGCACAAGCGCCGAGAGCACGAUGAAGCUCACUUCAAUCUUCCACCUUCGAUGAUCGCAAAAUCGCUCCCAACCCGCGAUCCAAAUGCUAAGCCCAAGGAUGGUAAAAAUGGAAAGAAGGGCAAAAAUGGCAAGAAACAGCCACAGCAAAAUCCACAGAAAUCAGGCGGCAAACAACCAACUGGACCCGCCACUAGUCGUCGAAAGAGCAACAAAGAAGACGAUACCCCGAAAGCCUUCCAGCGAUUAAUGCAGUACCAAACAACAGGCCGGCGGGCGCCUUCUGGUCUGGAAACGGGCGAGAAGAAAGAGAACAAGAAGCGAAAGCGGGAGGCAGCGGACGAAAAUGAUGCAAAGAGUGCAAAGAACGCAAAGAGCAAAAAGCCUGCUGCAACACUUUCUGAGCAGGCCGCGGCGUCUGGCGUCGAUGCUAAGAACGCCAUACCCAAGAUUUUACCCGGUGAAAAGCUUUCUGAUUUUGCGGCGCGUGUUGAUCGUGCACUCCCGCUUUCGGGAAUGACGAAGUCAGCUGGUGGUGCUAAGUCGAAGGAUCACAAGAUGACGAAGCAUGAGAAGCAUCUUCGACGAUUGCAGGAAGGAUGGCGAAAGGACGAUGCGCGGAUCAAGGAGAAGGAACAGGCUGAGCGGGAAGAGAGGGAGUUUGAGAUGGCUGAUGAGUUGGAGUUGUUGAAGUCGUGGGAGCAGGAUAUGCGAGGUGGAAAGGCUAAGAAGAAGCAGCCUGUGAAGAAGAGCGGUGGCGAUGAUGGCAGUGACAACGAUGAUCCUGAUCCCUGGGCGAAGCUGAAGAAGCGUGAUAAGGAGCGCAAGGCUAAUCCGUUUGAGGUUGCUGAAGCGCCGCCUACGUUGUCGAAGCCCAGAGAAAUCUUCAAGGUUCGCGGAGGGGCCAAGGUUGAUGUCGCCAAUAUUCCCAAUGCGGUUGGUAGUUUGAGGCGGCGCGAGGAACUCGCUGGAGAGAGAAGGAGCAUCGUGGAGGAGUACAGACGCUUGAUGGCUGCGAAGCGAGGUGAAUAG
Molecule: messenger RNA, 1041 nt
Organism: Penicillium angulare
Lineage: Eukaryota; Fungi; Ascomycota; Eurotiomycetes; Eurotiales; Aspergillaceae
Exons: 2
Coding region: 1-1041 (346 amino acids)
Source: RefSeq, a predicted model, not a curated record